CCUACAGUAUGUUCUUGUUCCAAGUUGCUGCACGUUGAUUUCCAGGAAGUACCCAAACCUGCCAGAGUACUUGAAGGACAGAGUGGUCUACAAUAUAUCAGAGAACAGGAAAGAAAACCUCUAUCUCCCCGUCGCUCUGCCUGGGGACUCCAUGGACAAGUACACUCUGGCUAAGCUAUAUACAGACAGUUCAUUACACACGGACUAAACUAUAGCCAGACACCUCAGUUCAGUUAUCGACUCAACGGAAAGAGGGAAAGUAUUAAAGUAAGACGUAUGGACAUAACAUCUCUCAUCCACAAGAGGGCAUAUUUCCACAACCAAGGAGAGCUAUUAUAAAGAAAUCAAGGCUCAUGUAGGCUACAGCUGCCAUCUUGGAUCAUGUUGCAUCAGCUAUGGAAGGAACACAGCUCUCCAACCUUCAGUGUGAACUGAACCCCUAAAGGAACAUCACUGAAGUUUUGAAAUGUCUGACUGUCUGAUUCAUAAAGAUCAGAAAACGACAUUUUCACACCGCACCUUCAACUGUGUUUAUGAGGGGUAGGGUAAAGCCAACCCUUAAGGUGCGCCUCCUGUAGAAAACUGGGACAAAAGAAACUGGACUGACAUUGAGCAUUUGUGGGCCACAAAGAGUCAAAAGAAAAACAGACAUUUCAACCUGAAGACCGGAGCCCUAGGACCAUGCCUCAGGACUACCUGGCCUGAUAACUCCUAGCUGUCCCCAGUCCACCUGGUCGUGCAGCUGCUCCAGUUUCAACUGUUCUGCCUGUGGCUAUGGAACCCUGACCUGUUCACCGGACGUGCUACCUGUCCCAGACCUGCUGUUUUUAACUGUCUAGAGACAGCAGGAGAGUAGACAACCAGUGAAGAGACAGAUGACUGAGGUGUGACCUUUCCUGAGAGCAAAAUGGAGUCGUCUGAUUACAAUGCUGAGUUGGUGGAUGAACACAGGUCCCAGCUCAUUCAGAGGGUCACCAUGGUGAUGCCUAUAGCUGAUGAGCUGCUCGCUGAAGGCAUGAUUCAUAAAGAGAUGUACUCCAACAUCAGUGCUGCCAGGACUAAUCAGGACAAAAUGAGGGAGCUCUUUAAAGCCCUCCACUCUGGAGGAAACAAAGUGAAAUCUGCCUUUCUCUCCACACUGAGGGAGAAUGAACCUAAUCUGGUCCAGGAUUUGGAAUUCCACAUCAAACAAGGAGAUCAACAAGCGAACAAAAGCACAGCAACCCUAAAGUACAAGGAAUUCAUCAGAGGUGAAUAUGCCACAGUGCAGGAGUACAACUCUCUCCCUGGAGAACAUGUGAAGCUAGAUGAUCGCUACACUGAGCCCCUGAUCAUCCAGAAACACCGUCAGCAGAGAGAGAGAGAGGAGGAGAUCCGCUCCAGAGGACAGAACUUUCAUCAAGUCAUGGACCAGAGGGACAGCGAGGCCUACAAGAGUACCAAAGUGGAGCGGCUGUUUGAUCCAGACGAGCACGGAGACAUUCAGAGAACAGUGAUACUGCAGGGCCACUCUGGAACUGGCAAGUCAUUUACCAGUCAGAAGAUCAUGUCUGACUGGGCCUUUGGAAGACUUUACGAAGACCGAUUUGACUUUGUUUUUCACCUGAGGUGCAAAGAACUGAACCAGGCCACUGGGAGAAAAAGUCUGAUGGAUCUGCUUAACUACGAUCAGAGUUCAUCAUCAAUGAUCAAGCAGGUCCUUCACCAGUCUCCUGAGAGGGUUCUAUUCCUGGUAGACGGCUUUGAUGAGCUCAAAUUCUCACUUGAUGUACCUAAAGACUCCCUUCCCAGGGACCCGUGGACACAAUGCUCCCCCGAAGUGACACUGAGUGGCCUGAUAUGGAAACAUAUCUUACCCGAGUCCUUUCUGCUUGUCACCACCAGAUCCACAGCGUUGGACAAACUAAAAGAAGUGGUCAAACAUCCAGUGAGAUACGCUGAGAUAUUGGGCUUUUCGGAAGAAGGCGUGAAGGUCUACUUUGAGAAGUUCUUCAAACAGAAGAAACACUCACAUCAAGCCUAUGACUUUGUUAGGGAAAAUGAAACCCUUUUCACCGCAUGUUUCAUUCCAGUCAUCUGCUGGAUCAUUUGCACGGUUUAUAGGGAGCAGUUUGAUGAAGGCACAGAGAUGAUACAAUCACUGGAGACCACCACCUCCAUCUUUGUUGAAUUUGUUGACACUCUGUUGAAGCACCACUGUCAGGAUUUAGGUCAGUCAGCUCUUACUAUCCUCCAAGGACUAGGCAAGCUGGCAGAACAGGGAAUGGAAGAGCAGCAGGUGUCAUUUGACCAUGAUAGUGUGUCACAGACAGUGUCAGAUCCUUCCAAAGUCCCCUUCUUGUGUAAGUUUCUCCAAAAGAAAAGAGUAAGUCAGACCACUAUGUACAGCUUCAUGCACCUCAGCUUCCAGGAGUUUUUCACAGCCCUCUCAUACAUGUCACUGGGUGAUGAGGAAGCUCAGGGGAAAGUUAGAGAGCUACUUUCUAAGGUUCGACAUGGACUGCAACACUUUCACCUCCUGCCCAUUGUUCAAUUUCUCUUUGGCAUCUUAAACAAGGAAGUUGCAAAACGACUGGAGGAAAAACACAUCUCUUGUUCUCAAGGAAUUUGGACCCAGCUCAAACAUUUUAUUCUGGAAGUCAUUGAAAAAGGAAAGGAGGAUCAAAUCGUUAGACAUACAAUGCAGCUUUUCACAUUUCAUUGUCUAUAUGAGCUCCAUGCAGAUGAUUUUGUUAAAGAAUCCAUGGAAACAUACACAGACAUUAAUAUGUCAGGAAGUCCCCUGAAGAAAACAGACUGUUGGGUGUUGAUGUAUUGUCUUCAGCACUGCAAGUCUAUCGAAUGUCUUGAACUGAGUGGGUGCAACUUAACUGCAGAGAACAUGAAAAUCCUUCUGCCAGCGUUGCAGAAAUGUAAAGCUCUUGUGUUGCAGGUGGACGACCUAGCCGAUGAUGAUUUAGAUGGUCUGUUGACAGCGCUGGGAGAAGGAAAGAGUUUGGAGCUGGAUCUGCGUAACACCAACUUCUCUGAUGAGAAAGUACAGGACUUGCUUGUUGCUCUGACUAAACACAAACCCCGAAACAUUGACAUUGGAGUGAAGUCCAUCACCAGCAAUACAGCUGACAAAUUCAUGUCCCUCAUCAAUAAGGCACAUGCAGACUUGGAUCUGAUAAAGCUUCAUAGUUGUGGGAAUGUUGCAUUGAGUGUCCAGCUACAGAAAGAUGGAGUGAGAGCUCCCAAAAUUGUUCUUUGGUUAAAAGUGGCAGAGAUGAAAAUGAUCUGUGACUCUAUCAGAACAUCUGGCUACAGUUUGACUGGAGUGAAGUUGAGAGUGAGGCGUGUGGCUGACGAGGGCCCAUUCCUCUACCCUACAAACGAUUGUAGGUUAACGUUACACAUAGACGCGCCUCUCAGAUGCGGCGUAGAGCGUGAAGGUCAACAGUCAGCACUCAGCAGCAUUGAGAUGUCCCUAUACGGCGAUGAUGUAUUUGACUGGAGACGCAUCUGUCAGCUACUUCAAACUCUGAGGCAUAAGCCAGAGUGGGAUGAGCAUGCUGAUGAACUGAUCUCGCUGCUACACUCUCAAACCUCUCUGGGUGAAAUAGUUCUGUUGGUGAGCAGCUUGACAGAGAGGUGUGCUGCCAGUGUAAUCUGUCUGAGCGAGGCCUGUUCCAACCUGAAGGACAUAAUCCUUCAAGUAAACGGUUUCUUAUUGGAGGAAGGAAUGCAAUGCUUAUGUGAAUCAAAGAGGCGCCCAGAUUGCCAGUUACUUCUCUUGGGGAGGAGAUGCAGGAAGCUUGCUGACCAGUGCUCUGAGGAGAAGGACAAGAGGCUCAGUUGUAAUGACAACGUUUUACUCGCUCUACAUGGAGAAUCAUUCAUAGAGAUUGUGUUAAGGCAUGGGAAGGAAAGCGGUAUUGAUGACACGUGGAAUGGGAACGAAAUCAAUAUUGAUGACAUGUGGAAUGGGAACGAAAGCAAUAUUGAUGACAUGUGGAAUGGGAACAAACUCAAUAUUUAUAACACGUGGAAUGGGAACGAAAACGAUAGUGAUGACACGUGGAAUGGGAACGAAAACGAUAGUGAUGACACGUGGAAUGGGAACGAAAAGGAUAGUGAUGACACGUGGAAUGGGAAAGAAAGCAAUAGGCCUGGAGAUUAUAUAAAGUGGAAAGGGUGUUGUGUUCACCCGGUGUCACAUAAAGGCCAAGAGAAGAUCAUCAAGGACCUCAGCCACCGAACCUGUGAACCCUCCUACCAUCUAGAAGGCGAAGACCAUGCUGAGUUGGUGGAUGAACACAGGUCCCAGCUCAUUCAGAGGGUCACCAUGGUGAUGCCUAUAGCUGAUGAGCUGCUCGCUGAAGGCAUGAUUCAUAAAGAGAUGUACUCCAACAUCAGUGCUGCCAGGACUAAUCAGGACAAAAUGAGGGAGCUCUUUAAAGCCCUCCACUCGGGAGGAAACAAAGUGAAAUCUACCUUUCUCUCCAUACUGAGGGAGAAUGAACCUCAUCUGGUCCAGGAUUUGGAAUUCCACAUCAAACAAGGAGAUCAACAAGCGGACAAAAGCACAGCAACCCUAAAGUACAAGGAAUUCAUCAGAGGUGAAUAUGCCACAGUGCAGGAGUACAACUCUCUCCCUGGAGAACAUGUGAAGCUAGAUGAUCGCUACACUGAGCCCCUGAUCAUCCAGAAACACCGUCAGCAGAGAGAGAGAGAGGAGGAGAUCCGCUCCAGAGGACAGAACUUUCAUCAAGUCAUGGACCAGAGGGACAGCGAGGCCUACAAGAGUACCAAAGUGGAGCGGCUGUUUGAUCCAGACGAGCACGGAGACAUUCAGAGAACAGUGAUACUGCAGGGCCACUCUGGAACUGGCAAGUCAUUUACCAGUCAGAAGAUCAUGUCUGACUGGGCCUUUGGAAGACUUUACGAAGACCGAUUUGACUUUGUUUUUCACCUGAGGUGCAAAGAACUGAACCAGGCCACUGAGAAAAGUCUGAUGGAUCUGCUUAACUACGAUCAGAGUUCAUCAUCAAUGAUCAAGCAGGUCCUUCACCAGUCUCCUGAGAGGGUUCUCUUCCUGGUAGACGGCUUUGAUGAGCUCAAAUUCUCACUUGAUGUACCUAAAGACUCCCUUCCCAGGGACCCGUGGACACAAUGCUCCCCGAUGACACUGAGUGGCCUGAUAUGGAAACAUAUCUUACCCGAGUCCUUUCUGCUUGUCACCACCAGAUCCACAGCGUUGGACAAACUAAAAGAAGUGGUCAAACAUCCAGUGAGAUACGCUGAGAUAUUGGGCUUUUCGGAAGAAGGCGUGAAGGUCUACUUUGAGAAGUUCUUCAAACAGAAGAAACACUCACAUCAAGCCUAUGACUUUGUGAGGGAAAAUGAAACCCUUUUCACCGCAUGUUUCAUUCCAGUCAUCUGCUGGAUCAUUUGCACAGUUUAUAGGGAGCAGUUUGAUGAAGGCACAGAGAUGAUACAAUCACUGGAGACCACCACCUCCAUCUUUGUUGAAUUUGUUGACACUCUGUUGAAGCACCACUGUCAGGAUUUGGGUCAGUCAGCUCUUACUAUCCUCCAAGGACUAGGCAAGCUGGCAGAACAGGGAAUGGAAGAGCAGCAGGUGUCAUUUGACCAUGAUAGUGUGUCACAGACAGUGUCAGAUCCUUCCAAAGUCCCCUUCUUGUGUAAGUUUCUCCAAAAGAAAAGAGUAAGUCAGACCACUAUGUACAGCUUCAUGCACCUCAGCUUCCAGGAGUUUUUCACAGCCCUCUCAUACAUGUCACUGGGUGAUGAGGAAGCUCAGGAGAAAGUUAGAGAGCUACUUUCCAAGGUUCGACGUGGAAAAGAAAACAGUCACCUGCUACCCAUAGUUCAAUUUCUCUUCGGCAUCGCAAACAAGGAAGUUGCAAAACGACUGGAGGAAAAACACAUCUCUUGUUCUCAAGGAAUUUGGACCCAGCUCAAAAAUUUUAUUCUGGAAGUCAUUGAAAAAGGAAAGGAGGAUCGAAUCGUUAGACGUACAAUGCAGCUUUUCACAUUUCAUUGUCUAUAUGAGCUCCAUGCAGAUGAUUUUGUUAAAGAAGCCAUGGAAACAUACACAGAUAUUCAUCUGACCGGGACUCCCAUGACAAACACAGACUGUUGGGUGUUGAGGUAUUGUCUUCAGCACUGCAAGUCCAUUGAAAGUCUUGGUCUGAGUGGGUGCAACUUAACUGCAGAGAACAUGAAAAUGCUUUCACCAGGGUUGAGAAAAUGUAAAGAUCUUGUGUUGCAGGUGGACGACCUAGCCGAUGAUGAUUUAGAUGGUCUGUUGACAGCGCUGGGAGAAGGAAAGAGUUUGGAGCUGGAUCUGCAUAAGACCAACUUCUCUGAUGAGAAAGUACAGGACUUGCUUGUUUGUCUCACUAAACACAAAACCAGAAAAGUUCAAAUUGGAGUGAAGUCCAUCACCAGCAAUACAGCUGACAAAUUCAUGUCCCUCAUCAAUAAGGCACAUGGAGUCUUGGAAAGCAUAGAGCUUCAUAGUUGUGGGAAUGUUGCAUUGAGUGGCCAGCUACAGAAAGAUGGAGUGAGAACUCCCCAAACUCAUCUUAGGUUGAAAGUGUCAGAACUACGAAUGAUCUGUGUCUUCAUCCGAGCAUCUGGCUACAGUUUGAGUGAUGUAGAGUUGACUGUGUGCCGUGUGGCAGACCUAUCAGACACUGACGUGGAUGACCUGCUUGCAAUCAUCCACCCUGUAGAUAAAUUAAGGUUUACUAUUGAACACAACGAUUUAAAUGAUUGCGAUAGUUGGAGUGAUGUUCUACAGUUCCAGUCAGCAGUCGGAAGCAUUGAAUUAACCCUAUCUGGCAAUCCUGUAUUUGACUUGAGAAGCUUCUUUCAGCUAUUUCCCACUCAACAUCCAGAGUGGGAUGAGCAUGUUGAUGAACUGAUCUCGCUGCUUCACCAUGACACCUCUCUGGAGGAAAUAACUCUGAUGGUGAGCAGCAUGACAGAGAGGUGUGCUACCAGUGUAGUCCGUCUCAGCCAGGCCUGUCCAAACCUAAGGACGAUAUCCGUUAAUGUAAUCGGUUUCUUAUUGGAGGAAGGAAUACAAUGCUUACGUGAAUCAAAGACGCGCCCAGACUGCACGUUAGUCGUCACAGGGCAGAGAUGCAGGAAGGCUACUGUCCAGUGUACUGACAGGAAGGACUGGAUGCUCAGUUGUAAUGCAUUUUUUCAGUGCACUUUAGAAGGAGAAACAUUCUCAGAGACAGAUUGUGACGAUUGUCCAUGUUGUAAUAUUCUAUAGUGACCAUGACAAAAGCCCUGUUUAUACCUGGAGCUAACAUCCUGUGUCCUGAUCUUGUCCACAUUCUGAUUGUGUCCACAUUUUCAGAAACAUGUCUACACAUAGAUAGUAUGUGUGCCUAACUACUCUGAUCACAAUCAGGUCACAAAUAGUCUCCACCUGUCUAACAAUGUGGGCACAAUCAGAAUGUAGACAAUGUCAGGACAAAGGAAACAUUUUAGAACCAGGUAUAAACUGGGCUUCAGACGGUGGAUGGAUGACUCUGUAUGGACAAAAGGUGCAUUUCUCUGCCCAGGCGUUGCUGAUGCAUGCCAGAUCUUAAAACGCCUGCAUAGGUAUUUUACAUAUCAGCUAACCACAUAUGUUAGGGGAGACUGGUGUUGGUUGUCACAGUACUAAGGAAUUACUCCCAAUUUAAAUGGCGUCGGUACGGCAACUCCACAAGGCGCAUCAAAGGGCGAUAUGCUGAACGAACUUCUGGAUGCACACGGUCUGCCCUCCAAGACACCUACAACACCAGGUGUCGCAGGAAGUUCAUGAAGAUCAUCAGCCACCCGAGCCCCAUUCCCUGUU
Messenger RNA from Oncorhynchus keta (chum salmon), 7867 nucleotides. RefSeq lists its product as uncharacterized. Gene Ontology annotation, biological process: innate immune response; inflammatory response; regulation of apoptotic process. Gene Ontology annotation, cellular component: cytoplasm. NCBI's taxonomy places the organism in Eukaryota, Metazoa, Chordata, Actinopteri, Salmoniformes, Salmonidae. The record is from RefSeq and is a predicted model, not a curated record.